Messenger RNA from Exophiala oligosperma, 1964 nucleotides. RefSeq lists its product as uncharacterized. The transcript has a single exon. Lineage: Eukaryota; Fungi; Ascomycota; Eurotiomycetes; Chaetothyriales; Herpotrichiellaceae. The record is from RefSeq and is a predicted model, not a curated record. Bases 1 to 1815 code for a protein of 604 amino acids.
AUGUCGGGUGGAGGUGCUCCUCGUACAAUAAUGCCAGGAUCAGGGUCGGAAUGUGAGAUCGGCGCUGCCGUUGUUGCCAAACCCGCUGAGCUGGAAUGCCAGGUCACCCCGGUGACCGGACUUGCUCCAAGCGACCCAAAUUGUUCUUCUUCUUUUUCUUCUUUCCAAGAUACUCCGGACUCAGAGAUGCUGCCUAUGCCUCAUGCGCAUGACAUGGCCAAGGGAAAAGGUAGUUACCACCCCAACAGCAGCCCUUGCCCGUCUCUGGAGACCUUCAAGAAUCGGUCCUCGGCGGUGGCGGUAGCAGCAACAGCUGCUGCUGCUCCCACUACGCAGAAAACUGUUCAGUCAAGCAAAGCCUCCGGCUCUGUCUCGGGAAACUCUACUCCGAAGGCGUCUUCGUUGUCGUUGUUGUCGUUGUUGUCGUCGUUCUCAGAGAAUUGCUGCGCCUUGCUCUUACGCUUGAUCAACGUCCUACUCACUGCGGCCGAGAACCUCGCAAAGGACAAGUAUCUCAUCUUCUUGUUGAUAAUAUUGGCACUGGGAGCCGUAGUCUGGUAUUGCCUCGCGUGGGUCGAUGGUUGGGCUGCGUCGUCUGUGAGGCCUGCAAGAUUAGCUUGGGCAGGAGUUUCGACUACCUUUGGCUUUCUGGUCAACCACAUCACCAAGCUUGGCGACAUAGUCCCACUACGAAAUGUCUUCAGCCCCAUUGCUACCUUCACACAGACUCUUGGCAGCUCGGCCGAGCGUGGAGGACUGAUUAGCACGGUUCUCAGCCUCGGAGAACUCGUGACGGAUCCAUCCACGUACAAAGACCUUCUCUGUGCAAGCCAGGUUGCUUUGUGUCUCGCUCCGUGGCUAUCCUUCUGCUCCCACCCGAAAUACAGUCCAAAUUCAAGCUCAGCCUCUGAAACUACUACUACUACUACUGCUCCUACUACGAGUCUUGUUGUAUUCAAUGAAACAGGCGUCGAGCUUGGAGAAUUCGCUGGUGUGGCGGUCUCCUUGUACCCAUACAUCGCCGACUUUCAGUUGUCAAGUGUUCCGCUCACACGGGAACGGUUCCUCCUCAGAUAUUACGAGGGCGUCCAAUUUGCAGGGAGGACACCCCUUCUUUCGAAUAUGCUCCUAUAUCGGGAUGAACUUUACAACAGCAACCAAUGCUUAUGGAACAUUACCGUCCACACGAACCGCAUACUCAGGGUCAUGAUUGCCAAUUUCGAAACGGUCGCGGAAGUUGUGACCAAAGCCGAGGAACUGGACCGAAAAUCGUGGUGGGGAUUGUCAAGAGCGCACAAGUCUCAGGUGAUUGACAGGAUCGUCGGUCUUCUCGAGGUCCUUGACCAGCAAUUGCUCCAUCUCAUUGAAAACAUCGAUGGAUGUCAAAAUACUCUGGUUUUGACGGCCGACCUCAGCCAGGAGGUAGAGGGUGGCCUAAUGACUGCGAGCAGAGACGUGGGGCAACAGAUCCAGAAGGCAAGUGGCCUUUUCAAGAAACCCGACGGGGACCUGCUCGCAAUCAGCCGAGUUCUCUCGGAAACCACGCGUUACGCGGCAUCCGAGGCCCGGGAAAUCCUAGAAGUGGCAAGAAUCAAAUUGGGAGACCAUCGGAGAGACGUGCUCAACGCCAAAGAAACUCUCGACCUCUCUUUGAUCCUGUCCAGCAAAAAUGGACUGGUCCAGUUAGCGUCCAUGUUGCAAGCCGUCCUGGGCGAUCUCAGCAACGACCAGGGCAAAGUCCAGCUAGCUCAGAAGAGGCACAGAGAGGGUUUCGAUAAGAAGUCGCGGCCGCGUCGGAAGCUUUUCCCACACUGACGUGGUGGAGUUUUCGAGCACUCACGGGCCGGGAAAUCUUGUACACGAUCGAAGAGGUUUUUACCUGUCGAACCUCGAGGCCGAGAGUACCAACGUCUUCUGGUCCAUUGUGGGCUCCUUGCUUUUUCUUUCUCUCAUCACGUAUGCAG